UUAUACAUGGUAAUUGUGUAUGAGGUUGUAGAAUUAUGGGAAAUGCUCAAAAUUGCAUAUGGAGUUUCUUUCAGCAGCCUGGCAAGGAUGGCACACUUAAAAUUUAUAGAUAUUGGUAUUAACCUAACAGACCCUAUGUUUCAAGGAGUUUACAGAGGAAAUCAAAAACACCAAGGUGACUUUGAUCAGAUAAUUGACCGUGCUGUCAAAGUUGGAGUCCAAAAGUUCAUGAUCACGGGGGGAAAUCUUGAAGACAGCAAGGAGGCCCUCAAAUUAGCAGAGUCCAGAGAGGAAUUUUACAGUACGGUUGGUUGUCAUCCAACACGCUGCAGUGAGUUUGAACAGAGUGGACCAGAUCAGUACUUCACAUCACUGAGGGAGUUGGCAACAUCAAACAAGGGCAAGGUGGUGGCCAUUGGAGAAUGUGGAUUAGAUUUUGACAGGUUGGAAUUCUGUCCAAAAGAAACUCAAAUGAAGUAUUUUGAGAAGCAGUUCGACUUGGCUGAGGAAACCAAACUGCCAAUGUUCCUUCACUGCAGAAACUCGCAUAAGGAUUUCCUUGACAUCAUGAAGAGAAACAGAGACAGAUGUGUUGGAGGUGUGGUCCAUUCUUUUGAUGGAACUAAAGAAGAUGCUGCUGCCCUUACUGACCUGGAUCUAUAUAUUGGCAUAAACGGCUGUUCUUUGAAAACAGGAGCAAAUAUUGAAGCGAUGAAGUCCAUUCCCAGUGAAAGACUGAUGAUUGAGACAGAUGCUCCAUGGUGUGGGGUGAAGAACACUCAUGCGGGGGCCAAGCACAUCAAAACUACAUUUCCCACCAAGAAGAAAUGGGAGGCAGGACACUGCUUGAAGGACAGGAACGAGCCUUGCCAUAUCAUACAAGUGCUUGAAAUCAUGGCUGCUGCAAGGAAUGAGGAUCCUGUGGAGAUGGCAAACAUCAUUUACAACACCACUAUGAAAGUGUUCUUUACUGGAGGCUGAUUACUUUUCCUAAAAUAAAUUUUCCCUGACCUAAUUUGAAAUGCCUUUUGCCCUUAAGGAAGAGCAUUUCAUGCUACUGUAACAGUAUAACUUUAGACCGUCCCCUCGCCCCGAACCAGGGACCCUCUGCACACAUCAACAACAGUCACCCACGAAGCAUCGUUACCCAUCGCUCCACAAAGGCCGCGGCCCUUGCAGAGCAAGGUGCACCACUACUUCUAGGUUUCAGAGCAAGUGACGUAACUGAUUGAAACGCUACUAGCGCGUACCCGCUAACUAGCUAGCCAUUUCACAUCCGUUACACUCACCCCCCUUUCAACCUCCUCCUUUUCCGCAGCAACCAGUGAUCCGGGUCACGGCACCAAUGUAACAGUAUAACUUUAUGGCGUCCCCUCGCCCCGACCCGGGCGCGAACCAGGGACCCUCUGCACACAUCAACAACAGUCACCCACGAAGCGUCGUUACCCAUCGCUCCACAAAAGCCGGGCCCUUGCAGAGCAAGGUGCAACACUACUUCUAGGUUUCAGAGCAAGUGACGUAACUAAUUGAAACGCUACUAGCGCGUACCCGCUAACUAGCUAGCCAUUUCACAUCCGUCACACUACUCUCCAAGAGUAGUUUAUGUUUACACCAUCUGCCAACAGGCUCCAACUGCUCAUGUUAGCGCUUGCUGGUGUCAAUCAGGGAAGUCCUCAGAAGUGCCUUAUCACCAACUUUGCAUGGAGAAUUUAGUUAGCAUGGCCUUAAAAUGCCUAUUUGCUCUGUUCCAUCUGAAUGUGCAAUCCACUGUCUCAUCAGCCCAGGGAGUGAUGUUAUAAACUUGAUCUCCACUAUAAAAAUAAUCUAGACAUUAUCUCACAUCUAUUUUAGACUAACAUUUUGUUUUCAACAUCUGAGAAUUUCUAGCUCCUCUGAACAACAGUGUCCUAACGAGAGAGCAUAUUUACUAUGCCAGGCGAAACCGUGCCUCAUUAGCUCAAUGUUAUGGAUGUAUCCAAAUAAAUGUUGCAACAAAACAGUUUAAACAAA
Molecule: messenger RNA, 2010 nt
Organism: Salvelinus fontinalis (brook trout)
Lineage: Eukaryota; Metazoa; Chordata; Actinopteri; Salmoniformes; Salmonidae
Gene: tatdn1
Product: TatD DNase domain containing 1
Exons: 12
Coding region: 7-981 (324 amino acids)
Cellular component (GO): cytosol
Molecular function (GO): 3'-5'-DNA exonuclease activity
Source: RefSeq, a predicted model, not a curated record